Messenger RNA from Salvia splendens (bonfire salvia), 1152 nucleotides. RefSeq lists its product as uncharacterized. Bases 1 to 1152 code for a protein of 383 amino acids. Lineage: Eukaryota; Viridiplantae; Streptophyta; Magnoliopsida; Lamiales; Lamiaceae. The record is from RefSeq and is a predicted model, not a curated record. The transcript has 2 exons.
AUGAAUUUUCUCGCAUUAGGUCUUGUUUUAACCUCCCUAGUAACCGCAGGGUUUUUCACCCCAACUCCACAAAACCCCAAAUCGAGCGAUGAUAAUGUGAUAGUGAGAGACGGCCACCGAGUUGUGGUGGUCGAGUACGAGAAAGACGACGGCAACACCAAGGUUCUCAUCUCACCUCCCGAUAAAUUGAACGAGAAAAUGGAGGGUGAUGAAAUGGGAAAUUUAGUUGAAAGCCAAGAAGAUCGCAAAUUCAGCCCUCGGGAGCUCGUUUCCGAGGCCUAUGGGAAGUGCAAGCACAAGAUCGCUUCGGCCUUCGAGAAGACGAAGGAAUCCGCGGCCAAAGACAAAAUUCAAGAAUCUAAGGAGAAGGUGAAAGAUUCCGCAAAUGAGGUGAAGGAUGAGGUGGCGGAGAAGGCAAGGAGAGUCAGAGACACAAUGCAAGAAUCUAAGGAGAAGGUGAAGGAAGAGGUGGCGGAGAAGGCGGGGGCGGCGAGGAAGCAGCUGAGGGAGAUUUUGAGGCAUGCGUGGGAGGUGGCGGGGGAUGUGUUGUUGGACUACGCGGCGCCGAGGGAGAGGGUGGGGGCGGCGGCGGCGGCCGGGGUGGUGCAUUUGAUGGGGUUCGCGGCGGCGUACGGGAUGGGGGCGUGGAUCACGUUCGCGUCGAGCUACGUGCUGGCGGGGGCGCUGCCACGGAGCCAGUUUGCGGUGGUGCAGAGCAAGAUCUAUCCGGUUUAUUUCAGGGGGAUGGCGUGUGGUGUGGGGAUGGCCUUGUUGGGGCAUUUGGCGGGGCGGAGGGACCCCGCCCCGGUGUUCCAAGGGUUGAACCUCGCGGCCGCGCUUGGGAUGAUCCUCGUGAAUUUGAGGUGGCUCGAGCCUCAGGCGACUAAGUUGAUGGUGGAAAGGAUGAAGAAGGAGAAGGAAGAGGGUAGCGGACAAGCCGUGGAGACGAGCAGGAAGGCCGGGGAGUCCACCGCUGAGACGGCUGGCAGAGUUCCGGCUAGUGAAGCAGCAGCAAGGUCUCAGAUCAUCCAAUUGAGCCAAAAUCUUGAGAGGCUCAACUCAUAUUCAUCUUUCCUCAAUGCUCUAACCCUCGUGUCACUGACCUGGCACCUCGUCCACCUCGGCCAGCGCCUGCACGCCGCCACGUGUUGA